Molecule: messenger RNA, 6079 nt
Organism: Drosophila serrata
Lineage: Eukaryota; Metazoa; Arthropoda; Insecta; Diptera; Drosophilidae
Gene: cnc
Product: NFE2 like bZIP transcription factor cap-n-collar
Biological process (GO): regulation of transcription by RNA polymerase II
Cellular component (GO): nucleus
Molecular function (GO): DNA-binding transcription factor activity, RNA polymerase II-specific; RNA polymerase II cis-regulatory region sequence-specific DNA binding
Source: RefSeq, a predicted model, not a curated record
AAUAUAAACAAAUAAAGCACUGCAGAAAGUGAAUACCUCUGUGUGUGUGUAACUGUAAACAAUAAAGCAUCAUUCACCAUUGUGUGUGCGGCAAAAGGAAGAAGCAGCAGCAGCAGCAGCAACACCUUCAGCAUUUACUGCGCCGCAGCCUUUUACCGUUGUAGUCAGCAGCAGCAGCAGCGGCUGUUAACAUCCCAAAAAAAAAAUACAAGAACGAGCCCGAGGACAGUCAUCAAUUAAGAGGAGCAUUGGUAGCUCGGGGAUCGACGGUGGAACUGCGGACUUUCAGUUUUUGCGCAGAAUUCGGAACGCAGCGGAGGCGGAAGGCGGGACAAGGCGACGUCAUUGAACGCAGCGAUCCCGGACAACGCAGCCGUUGAGCUGUUGUCCGGGACGGAGAGGAGGCGGGCGGAGGACGGACCACGGACAACACCCACGCAUCCAUUCACAUAGACUGCAAGAUUUAGACGCAACACAAUGAUCUCAAACAAAAAAUCGUAUGCGAUGAAAAUGUUGCAGCUGGCUCUGGCCUUAAGUCUGCUCCAUUACAAUCCGGAUUAUCUGCUCCAUCGCUGGGAUUCGCAGCUGGAGCUGAGCUCCCACGGCGAUGGCUGGGAGCUGGAGAUGCUGCGGUCGGUUCACCGACUGGAUAUGGACCAAAAUCCCUAUGGAAAUAGGAAGGGUUUGAACCCUCGGAUCGAGGAUUUCCUGAAUUUCGAUAUACCCUCCUUGGGUGGCGUAGGAAACGGAGUGGGCGAGUACAAGCUGCCGCAGCACUUUAAUGGCAGCACCUUUGUAAUGAAUCUACACAACACCACCGGCAACAGCAGUGUCCAGACGGCAGCUCUGCAGGAUGUGCAGAGUAGCAGUGCUGCCGGCACACCGAGUACAGUUGGAGGAGCCAGUGCUCCAACCUCUGGUGGUGGAAGCAGUGCCUCUGGCCUGGGCGAAAUUAACAUUGACACCUCAUCGCUGGCCGCUGGAAAUGCCAAUCACUCGUUGCUGCAUCCUGCUCCGGAGCUGGAUAUCUUUCUGUCGCCACAUUUGCUGCAGGAUCAGCGCUCCAUCUGGGAACAGAAUCUUGCGGAUCUGCAGGAUUACAACGAUCUGCCGCUGCAGGCCAGUCCGUAUGCGAAUCUACCACUCAAGGAUGGCCAACAGCAGCCUCCGAAUAGCUCUCAUCUGGAUCUCAGCCUGGCGGCGCUCAUUCAUGGCUUUACAGGUGCAGGCAUGGCCUCACCCUUGAGCAAUGCUGCUCUCAACGACAGCACUCCUCAUCCCAGAAAUCUGGGUAGCCUCACUGUGGAGCACUUGGAAGCAAACAAUUCGGCAGGAAGGAACGAAGACUAUGUGGAGGACAGCUUGUAUUUGGGUCGCCUGUUUGGAGAGGAGGAAACGGAUGAGGAUGAGAGUGAAAUGGCCAGUGGAGCUGCCAAUGCCUGCGAAGUGGAGGGAUUGACUACCGACGAACCCUUCGGCAGUGCCACCUUUGCCAACGAGGUGAUAAUUGGAGAUGAAGAGGAGGAGAGUGAGAUCGCUGAGGUGUUGUACAAGCAGGAUGUGGAUCUUGGCUUUAGUCUCGAUCAGGAGAAGAUCAUCAAUGCCUCGAAUGCCAGUGGCAAUACCGGAGCCAACUCUACCAAGUCGAAGCUGGGGGAUGAGGCCAAGUCCUCGGAUCCCUCAAUGUCCGACACGGCCAUCAAGGAUACCAAUGUCAAUGGCGAGAAGGAACCCGGUGAAACCUCUGUGGACGAUAUUGAGAAGCUAAAAGCUCUGGAGGAGCUUCAGCAAGAUAAGGAAAAGGACAAUGAGAAUCCUCUGGAGGAUAUUACCAAUGAAUGGAACGGAAUACCCUUUACCAUCGAUAAUGAAACUGGUGAAUAUAUUCGCUUGCCCCUGGAUGAGUUGUUGAACGACGUACUCAAGCUCUCGGAAUUCCCCCUCGAAGACGAGUUAUCCAACGAUCCGGUGGCCUCCACUUCGCAGGCAGCCGCUGCCUUGAACGAGAAUCAAGCUCAACGGAUUGUUUCCGAGACCGGUGAGGAUUUCCUCAGUGUCGAAGGAGUGCCAAGCAAGCAGCGACGCAUCGGCAACGAGGACAAGGACAGGGAUCCAAAUAGAGCCGACGGUGAUAGCUUCUCGGUGAGCGACUUCGAGGACCUUCAGAAUUCCGUGGGCUCGCCCCUGUUCGACUUAGAUGAGGACGCCAAGAAGGAGCUAGACGAGAUGUUGCAAUCCACGGCUCCGCCUUACCACCACCCUCACCCCCACCACGGCCAUCCCCAUGCGCAUCCGCAUCCCCAUAGCCACCAUCAUGCUACGAUGCACCAUGCCCAUGCCCAUCAUGCGGCUGCUGCAGCUGCUGCCCACCAGCGAGCGGUGCAGCAGGCCAACUAUGGCGGCGGCGUUGGAGUCGGUGUGGGCGUGGGCAGCGGCACGGGCAGCGCCUUUCAGCGGCAGCCAGCUGCCGGCGGAUUCCAUCAUGGCCAUCAUCAGGGCCGCAUGCCGCGCCUGAAUCGCAGCGUUUCCAUGGAGCGUCUUCAGGACUUUGCCACCUACUUCAGCCCCAUUCCCAGCAUGGUGGGCGGAGUGUCGGAGAUGUCGCCGUAUCCGCAUCACUAUCCGGGUUACUCUUACCAGGCGAGUCCCUCCAACGGUGGUAAUCCGUCGGCUCCCGGCCAGCAUGGUCAGUACGGUGGAGGAGCAGCUGGUGCCGCCCUGCAGCCACCGCCACCACCACCACCGCCGCAUCAUGCGGCCAUGCUGCAUCAUCCGAAUGCCGCCUUGGGCGACAUCUGCCCCACGGGACAGCCCCACUAUGGACACAAUCUGGGAUCGGCGGUGACCUCCAGCAUGCAUCUGACCAACUCGAGUCAUGAGGCCGAUGGCGCUGCUGCUGCUGCUGCCGCCUAUAAGGUGGAACAUGAUCUUAUGUACUACGGGAACACCUCCUCGGACAUGAACCAGGCGGAUGGCUUCAUGAACUCCAUUUUCACCGAUGAAGAUUUGCACUUGAUGGACAUGAAUGAGAGCUUCUGUCGCAUGGUGGACAAUAGCACCAGCAACAACUCCUCGGUCUUGGGUCUGCCCAGUAGCGGACAUGUCAGCAACGGAUCUGGCAGCUCUGCUCAACUGGCGGCGGGACAUCCGCACGGCAACCAAGCCAACGGAGCAGCCGGCGGCGUGGGCCCAAUGAGCGGCUCGGUGGGCACCGGAACAGCGGGCAUGACCACCGAUCUACUGGCCAGCGGCGGUGCAGGUGCGCAGGGCGGCGCAGAUCGCUUGGACGCCUCCAGCGACAGUGCUGUCAGUUCGAUGGGUUCGGAGCGUGUGCCGUCCCUCUCCGACGGCGAAUGGGGCGAGGGCAGUGACUCGGCCCAGGACUAUCAUCACGGCAAAUACGGCGGCCCCUAUGACUUUAGCUACAACAAUAACUCGCGGCUUACCGCCGCCACACGUCAGCCACCGGUGGCGCAAAAGAAGCACCAGUUGUACGGCAAGCGGGACCCACACAAGCAAACGCCGUCCGCUCUGCCGCCAUCGGCUCCUCCGGCAACAGCGACCGCUGCCCAGCCGCAGAGCAUCAAGUAUGAGUACGAUGCCGGCUAUGCUUCCUCGGGAAUGGCCAGCGGCGGCAUCAGUGAGCCAGGAGCCAUGGGACCGGCUCUGUCCAAGGAUUACAAUCAUCACCAGGCCUACGGCAUGGGAGCCAGCAGUAGCGGCUUCCCUGGUGACUACACGGUGCGACCUACGCCGAGAACUUCACAGGAUCUAGUGCAGCUUAAUCACACCUACUCGCUGCCCCAGGGCAGUGGCUCCCUCCCCAGACCCCAGGCACGCGACAAGAAGACGGUGGUGGCCAACAAGACCGCAACGAAGGGAACGAAUGCCUGCAGCUCCAGCAGCAGUGCUGGCGGCAACAGCAGCAGCACCAUGGAGGACGAACACCUGACACGCGACGAGAAGCGCGCCCGAUCCCUGAACAUACCGAUUCCGGUGCAGGACAUCAUCAACCUGCCCAUGGACGAGUUCAACGAGCGGCUGUCCAAGUACGACCUUAGCGAGAACCAAUUGUCGCUGAUCCGCGACAUUCGUCGGCGGGGAAAGAACAAGGUUGCCGCUCAGAACUGUCGCAAACGCAAGCUGGACCAGAUCCUGACUCUCGAGGAUGAGGUGAACGCUGUGGUUAAGCGCAAGACGCAGUUGAAUGCGGAUCGCGAUCAUUUGGAAAGCGAGCGCAAGCGUAUCUCGAACAAGUUUGCAUUGUUGCAUCGUCAUGUGUUCCAGUAUCUGCGCGAUCCUGAGGGAAAUCCCUGCUCGCCAACGGAAUACAGUCUGCAGCAGGCUUCCGAUGGAUCGGUUUACCUGUUGCCCCGGGACAAGUCCGAGAGCAAUAGCACGGCCACAGCUGCCUCGAGUGCUGUGUCGUCUGCCGGCGGCCUAAGCUUGAAUGGCCACGGGCCAUCCCAGCCGUCCAUGCAUGGCCACCAUGGCCAGCACGGAAUGCAGGCGCAACAUGUGGGCGGUGGCCUGUCCCAUCAGCAGCAGCAGUCGAGGCUGCCACCACACCUGCAGCAGCAGCAGCAGCAGCACCAUUUGCAGUCGCAGCAGCAGCAGCCAGGAGGACAGCAGCAGCAGCAGCAUCGCAAGGAAUGAAAGUAUCUGUUGCGAAUUGCCGCAACAAAGAGUUGGUUCACUAGCUUCCAGCGCGAGCAGCAGCAUCGAUCCGAGCAACAGCAGCAGCAGCAACAGUUUGACUACCGCUACGACUUGUUCAACAAUAGCUACCUGUACUACUGAGUGGCAACUCAAUUCGCUGUUGCAACGUUUUUGCUGGCAACAUUCGUUGCAACUGCUGCUGCUUCCGGCCGUUUUGGAGCUGCCUCAUUUGUCGUAUCAUCCCUAGCCCCCAUCAAUGAUUUACUUAUUUAGUCAGCUUGAUUGUUAUUUAUUUUUUAAUUAAUUAACUAGUUGGACUCGUCCAGAGUCUGGCAUGCGAGUCGCAUACAGCCCUUUACUUAAUUUCAAUUUACUAAAAACAUUACUUGUGAUAAAUCCGCUCUUCAACUAAGAACUCUAUAAAGCCUAAAAAACGCAAGCAGACAAACGAUAGAACCGAACACAACAGAGGAACGAAUGUAAUCAAAAAUGUUUGAAAUAAAUUUGUAAAUCGGUAAACAACUCUCACACUCACUACACACUCCAUUCACAAUCAAAGCUCGCCCAUUUCUUAUUAAUGCGUCGUCCAACAAUAUUUGAUGGCGAAGCGGGUUAAAAAAUCUAUAAUACUAGAAUGUAAAAUAUGAAAUCACAGAGAUAAUUGUAAAAAAUAGUGAAUAGGACACAUGUACACACACAAAUCAAUUGUAAAGGUUGCAGAAUAUUGCUGGACAGUUCAUGAAAUACACUCGUAAGACACCUAGCAGUAAGCCUAGCCUAGUAUGCUAUCAUCUAGUGAGAGAUCUACCAUUAGGCAUUUAUCACAAAAUCACAUAAACAAAGCAAACAUAACACAAACUAGCGUAGCACGUAGCGUCUGUAAAUACAUAAAUUAAAGUUAGAUAACCAGUAACCCCAAGCUCUAGGCUAGAAAGCAACUAAGAGAGAGUGCUAACCACACCUCAAGGAAACUCAAGAAAACACAAAAAAUACAAUAAAAGUAAAAAGUAAAAAAAAAAAUAUGGAAGAAACGGAAACAAAACAAAAACGGAAACAAUUGCCCGCGCUAGGGCAGCCCCAUUCAGUGUCCUGGAGCGGGUUAGUCGAUAAGCUAUUAAGAGAUAUUAAUAUUUAAUAUUCUUAAACAUGUCCUACAGCAUAAAGAGUUUAACACUAGGCUAAGCUACAGCUAUGCGAAAUGAUUAUACAUGCAUAUAUACGAUAUCAACUUAAACAGAUCCGCUACGAAAACGAAAUGAAAAUCUAUUGUUAAUAUAGGCAUAUGUAUUUUAAUUGUUGUAAUGAAUUUCACGCCCUUUGAGAGUCGAUUGUCAUCGCAUUCGGAGCUCGCACGAGUCGGAAACGAAAGAUAUGAAAUUCAAUAAAAGCGAAAUUAUUUGUUGUAAAUGAAAAUUUAAAC